UAAUUUUGUGGUGAAAUGUUGAAUUGGGCUCCUGGAUUUGGCACAGCCUUCUCCUCCACCCCUGCAACCACGGCGAAUACAGGCUUUAGCUUUGGUUCAACACCAGCCUUCGGGGCGUCUCAAACGCCCGCAUUUGGCGCGACAGCCCAACCAACGCCCGCCUUUGGUGCCACCGCCCAGAAUCUCUCGUUUGGCGCAACCGCCCAAACUCCUGGUUUCGGAGCCGCCCAACCUACAGGCUUUGGAGCUGCAGCCCAAACGUCCGCUUUUGGGGCCACCGGCCAAACACCGGCCUUCGGGGCCUCUGCUCAGACGCCCGCUUUCGGGAGUACGUCUCAAACGCCUGCUUUUGGCGCCACUGCUGCUCCGGCUUUUGGAGCAACUUCUCAAACAUCUGGGUUCGGUUCCUCGUUCGGAGCUAGUGCAACGCCCGCUUUUGGAAGUACCUUUGGUGCUCCUGCCACUUCAGCCCCCGCUUUUGGGUCCACGUUUGGCGCCACUGCUACGUCCACUCCUUCUUUUGGAUUUGGUACCUCGACAAGCACUGCGUCAGGUGGAUUGUUUGCUGCCACUGCUAGUAAGCCUAGUUUGUUUGGAGCGCCCGCCUCGUCUGCCCCUAGUUUGUUUUCCACACCUGGAACAGGUGGAACAGGGCUUUUUGGAACGACAACAACAUCCCAAGCUCCCAGCCUCUUCGCAACUUCAACAACUCCAAGCUUGUUUGGAACAACCACAACACCGUCCCUGUUUGGCACGAAUUUCAACACAGGUUCCACUGGAACAGGAUUGUUUGGAAAUACUACCGCGCCAUCGUCCAAUCUCUUCAGCGGAUUCGGUUCAACAGCAACAUCGACUGGUUUCACUGGAUUUGGAGGUACUACCGGAUUCGGCGCAACAAGCACAGCACCAUCUCUGUUUGGACCUUCAGUUGGGGCACCUUUUGGAGCAAAACCUCAGGAGCAGCAAAAUCAAGAUACCCAUCUUCAACAAGUGUUGGCCUCGUUCUAUGCAGUCAACAUUUUUAACGAUGAAAGAGACGAUAUCAUCAAGAAAUGGAACAUGCUUCAAGCCAGCUGGGGAAAUGGAAAGGGCUACUAUGGACAGAACCAGAACGUUCAGUAUUCAAACGCAAAUCCUCUGUUUCGUUUCAAGGCCGUUGGCUACAACAUAAUUAUUGAUGCUGAUAACUCUGAAGGGAUGGUGAAACUGACCUUCAAUAAGAAGGAAGCAGAGAUAAGAGCUCAAAAAGAUGCCAUUGUUAAUGGAAUAAGUGGAAUCCUGGGAAAUAAACCCAACUUGACAGUUGUGAUAGACGACACAAGAGGUAUGAACGAAAAUCAAACGGAGGUGAGGAUAGUUGUUUCCGAGAAGGGGGUAACUGGAACAAGCAGAAGAAUACCUGCAACAGAUUUAGCAUCGUUUUUGAACCAACCAGCACAGAAGCAACAAUUAACCAAUGUGGGUGUUACGCAUAUUUGUGCUUUUGUCACCCCAAGCAAAUCAGAUUUGGAGGAGUAUUUGAGCAAACCACCCCCAGGAAUCGAUAAUCAGAUGUGGGAAGCUGCUAAAAUCGACAAUCCAAACCCUAAAAAGUACAUGCCUAUUGCAAUUAAUGGAUUCACAGACUUGAAAAAUAGAAUGCACAAUCAAGAGUAUGAAACUGGCCUACACAAAGCCUUCUUACAGAAAGUAGACAAAGAUAUUUCAGAAUUAAGAAAGAAACAUGCUUCAUCUAUUGCACAGAUCACAGAUUUGAAACAGAAAUUUUUACAGUUGCAGCACAGGAUACUCAGGGUUUUGGUGAAACAAGAAUGCACUAGAAAAGUUGGUUUCACUAUUCAACCGGAAGAAGAGCUAUUGAAAGGAAGAUUAGAAACACUUAAUGCCCACUUGAAUACACCAACACAAUUCAAGGGUCAAUUGAUUGAACUGAUGUCAUGCAUCAAAACUGUUGGUAAUAUUGGACGUCAAUACAAUGAACACUACAACAUAGAUCCUCAGGUACAAGAAGACAUUAAACAAUUUCUGCAGAUGGAACAGACUGGGAUUUCACAUCUGAUAAACAUCAUCAACACUGAUUUGCAAGCUUUGAAGAUAAUAUCUGAGGGAAUGAAUCAGUGUUUGAAGGCGAAAGCCCCUAUUCUAUAAAAUUUAUUAAUUUUCUGCAAAAAAUGCAUGAAAAAACAAUAAAUUGUCCUAAUUUUUUAUAAGAUAAGAAAUAUGUAAAAUCUGAUUAUUUAUGAUGUACUUUUUGAGGUUUGAAACAAUAAAAUGAUGUUUUAAUUAAAAUA
Molecule: messenger RNA, 2291 nt
Organism: Harmonia axyridis
Lineage: Eukaryota; Metazoa; Arthropoda; Insecta; Coleoptera; Coccinellidae
Product: nucleoporin p54-like
Exons: 9
Coding region: 16-2148 (710 amino acids)
Biological process (GO): nuclear pore organization; protein localization to nuclear inner membrane; NLS-bearing protein import into nucleus
Cellular component (GO): nuclear pore central transport channel; nuclear pore
Molecular function (GO): structural constituent of nuclear pore
Source: RefSeq, a predicted model, not a curated record